Pygoscelis adeliae (Adelie penguin) is the source of this 3852-nucleotide messenger RNA. RefSeq names its product protein sidekick-2-like. NCBI's taxonomy places the organism in Eukaryota, Metazoa, Chordata, Aves, Sphenisciformes, Spheniscidae. Gene Ontology annotation, molecular function: protein binding. The record is from RefSeq and is a predicted model, not a curated record.
CCUCCUCUCUCCGCAGACGAUGUCUCCCCGUACUUUAAGACGGAGCCGGUGCGGAGCCAGGUCCACCUGGAGGGGAACCGCCUGGUCCUGACGUGCAUGGCGGAGGGCAGCUGGCCCCUCGAGUUCAAGUGGCUGCACAACAGCCAGUAUCUGACCAAGUUCUCCCUGGAGUACCGGUGAGUCCCCACCGCUCCCCUGACUGGUUGUCCCGCACAUUUUGCAGACAUGGGGAGCUUCGAGGACAGCGAGACGCAGCAGAGCGUGUCCCACGGGGAGGCGGCCGUCAUCCGUGCGCCCCACAUCGCCAGCUUCCCCCAGCCCCAGGUCACCUGGUUUCGCGAUGGCCGGAAGAUCUCCCCCAGCAGCCGCAUAGCCAUCACGCUGGAAAACACCCUCGUCAUCCUCUCCACGGUGGCCCCGGAUGCGGGACGUUACUACGUGCAGGCAGUGAACGACAAGAACGGGGACAACAAGACGAGCCAGCCCAUCACGCUGACCGUGGCCAGUAGUGCAGGGGGCAUCGCCCCCCCCAGCCCCGCUCCCCCUGCACCGCCUGGCUCGCCCCCAAACGUGGGUGGCCCGGCUGAUCCCAUCGCACCCACCAUCAUUGUCCCACCCAGGAACACCAGCGUGGUGGCCGGGACCUCAGAGGUGACCAUGGAGUGCGUGGCCAAUGCCAGGGGACCUCGCGGAGCUGGAGCCACUGCAAGCCGUCCCUUCAUCCCGGCAGUCCCCACGGUGCCCCCGGGGAACGUGCAGACCGAGGCCACCAACUCCACCACCAUUCGCUUCACCUGGAACCCCCCCAGCCCCCAGUUCAUCAAUGGCAUCAACCAGGGGUACAAGCUCAUUGCCUGGGAGCCGGAGCACGAGGAGGAGGCGACGGUGGUGACGGUGCGGCCCAACUUCCAGGACAGCGUCCACGUGGGCUACGUGGCGGGGCUGCGGAAAUUCGCCGAGUACUUCACCUCGGUGCUGUGCUUCACCACGCCGGGGGACGGCCCGCGCAGCCCCCCCCAGCUGGUGCGCACCCACGAGGACGUGCCUGGCCCUGUGGGACACCUCAGCUUCAGUGACAUCCUGGACACGUCCCUGAAGGUCAGCUGGCAGGAGCCACAGGAGAAGAACGGUAUCCUGACAGGCUACCGGAUCUCCUGGGAGGAGUACAACCGCACCAACACGCGGGUGACCCAUUACCUGCCCAACGUCACCCUGGAGUAUCGUGUCACCGGCCUUACCGCCCUCACCACCUACACCAUCGAGGUGGCUGCCAUGACCUCCAAGGGCCAGGGCCGGGUCUCCUCCUCCACCAUCUCCUCGGGGGUGCCUCCAGAGCUCCCCGGUGCCCCCACCAACCUGGGCAUCUCCAACAUCGGACCCCGCUCCAUCACCCUUCAGUUUCGCCCAGGCUAUGAUGGCAAAACCUCCAUCUCCCGCUGGCAGGUGGAGGCACAGGUGGGCCAGAGCGGCGAGGCUGAAGAGUGGGGGCUCAUUCACCAGCUGGCUAGCGAGCCCGACGCCCGCUCCAUGGAGGUGCCCAACCUGAAGCCCUACACCUACUACAGUUUCCGCAUGCGGCAAGUGAACAUUGUGGGCACCAGCCCCCCCAGCCUGCCCUCCCGGAGGAUCCAGACCCUACAGGCACCCCCGGAUGUGUCACCUGCCAAUGUCACCCUGCGGACGGCCAGCGAGACCAGCCUGUGGCUGCGCUGGAUGCCCCUGCUGGAGCAGGAGUACAAUGGGAACCCCGACUCGGUGGGCUACAAGAUCCGGUACGCGCGCUCGGAUGGACGAGGGCAGCCGGCGGUGCACAUCAUCCACGACCGCGUGGAGCGGGAGUACACCAUCGAGGACCUGGAGGAGUGGACCGAGUACCGGGUGCAGGUCCAAGCCUUCAACGCCAUCGGCUCGGGGCCCUGGAGCCACUCGGUGGUAGGACGCACCCGGGAGUCAGUGCCCUCCUCCGGCCCCAGCAAUGUGUCGGCGCUGGCCACCACCUCCAGCAGCAUGCUGGUCCGAUGGAGUGACAUCCCUGAGGCAGACUGCAACGGCCUCAUCCUGGGCUACAAGGUGAUGUACAAGGAGAAGGACUCGGACGCGCAUGCCCAGUUCUGGCUGGCAGAGGGCAAUGCCUCCCGCAGCGCCCAGCUGAGCGGGCUGGGCAAGUACACGCUGUACGAGAUCCGCGUGCUGGCCUUCACCAGGAUCGGCGAUGGCGUGCCCAGCCAGCCCCCCAUCCUCGAGCGGACGCUGGAUGAUGUGCCUGGGCCCCCCGUGGGGAUCCUCUUCCCCGAAGUGAGGACCACCUCAGUGCGGCUUGUCUGGCAGCCACCUGCGGCACCCAACGGCAUCAUCCUAGCGUACCAGGUCACCCACCGCCUCAACACCACCACGGCCAACGCAGCCGCUGUGGAGGGGCUGGAGCCCAGCCCCCCGGCCGAGGACAAGAUCAACGGGAUCCUGCUGGGUUUCCGCCUCCGCUACCGCGAGCUGGUGUACGACAGCCUGCGCGGCUUCACCCUCCGCAGCAUCGGCAACCCCAGCGCCACGUGGGCCGAGCUCACCUGUCUGUGGUCCCUAACACACUUGUCUGCGAUGUCGCUGAUCCACUUCUGGGAGGCCCAGCGCCGGAACGAGAGCGCACGGGUGAAGACGCUUUUCCUGCCCGAGAACGGGGUGAAGCUGAAGAACCUGACGGGGUACACCUCAUACUGGGUCAGCGUUGCCGCCUUCAACGCCGCAGGAGACGGACCCCGCAGCAGCCCCGUCAAGGGGCGGACGCAGCAGGCAGCCCCCAGCGCCCCCGGCUCCAUCCGGUUCAGUGAGCUGACCACCACAUCGGUGAACGUGUCCUGGGAGCCACCACCGCUGCCCAAUGGCGUCCUCGAGGGCUACAGGCUGGUCUACGAGCCCUGCAUGCCCGUGGACGGCGUCAGUAAGAUCGUGACAGUGGAUGUGAAGGGGAACAGCCCGUUGUGGAUGAAAGUGAAGGACCUGGCCGAGGGCAUGACGUACCGGUUCCGGAUACGGGCCAAAACCUUCGCUUACGGGCCCGACGUUGAGGCCAACAUCCCCACGGGGCCGUCCCCAGGUGCCCCCGGUCCCCCUGGUGAGCCCUUCAUCUCCCGCUACGGCUCGGCGAUCACCAUCCACUGGGCGAGUGGGGACCCCGGCCAAGGGCCCAUCACCAGAUACGUCAUCGAAGCCCGUCCUUCAGACGAGGGGCUCUGGGACAUCCUUAUCAAAGACAUCCCCAAGGAGGUGACCUCCUACACCUUCAGCAUGGACAUCCUCAAGCAGGGGGUCAGCUACGACUUCCGCGUCAUUGCUGUGAACGACUACGGCUAUGGAACCCCCAGCACGCCGUCCCCCUCCGUGUCAGCCCAGAAAGCCAACCCGUUCUACGAGGAGUGGUGGUUCCUCGUGGUCAUCGCCCUGGUGGGGCUCAUCUUCAUCCUCCUGCUCGUCUUCGUGCUCAUCAUCCGUGGGCAGAGCAAGAAGUACGCCAAGAAGUCAGACUCAGGGAACGGCUCCAAGGCAACCGCCCUGAGCCAUGGCGAGAUGGUGAGCCUGGACGAGGGCAGCUUCCCCGCCCUGGAGCUCAACAACCGGCGCCUCUCCGUCAAGAACUCCUUCUGCCGAAAGAAUGGCAUCUACACCCGGUCCCCACCGCGGCCCAGCCCCGGUAGCCUCCACUACUCGGACGAGGAUGUGACCAAGUACAACGACCUGAUCCCCGCCGAGAGCAGCAGCCUGACAGAGAAGCCCUCCGAGGUCUCCGACUCUCAGGUGACUGUCCGGGGCUGCACGCGAGAGGCGCUGCCGGGGCUGUUCCACGCAUCCCACGGCUGA